AUGGCUAUAACACGCAACCCAUUGUCCCCCGGCGAGGACGUGGACCAUGGGCAGCCGAGUCAACCGCUUCAUCAUCCGCAGCCCACGCAUCCACCUCAGCCCCUCCAUCAGCACACCGUCUCCAAUGCCUCGACCGCGACCGUCGACAUCGAGGCCUGGACCGUUGCGGCGCUGGAAUCGCUGAGCAUUGCACCAAUUGCUCGGGGCACGGGCAAUACCCUGUCCAUCCCGCUCGACGGCAGCCACCGCAACCAAGGCAAGCCGGCCGAGAACGAUGACCAUGCUGGCGACGACGUGACCUCCCGGAUGAGGCUGCGUGGGGUCGCUUUUGGCGAGACGACUGACGGCGACGACGCCGGGUACGGCGCGGGCAUCACGCCGCCGCGCCGGCUGCCUUCUCGCCGCGACAGCAUGCGCAGGCGUGAGGCGCUGCUAAAGGGCAAGGAGGGUAGCCGGCAGCGGAGGCGAUGGGAGAACGACCGCCUGCUGCACGUCCCCAACGUGCAACCGCCUCUCCCGUCAGACUGGCAGGUCCACCCCACCUACCCGGUGCACGGGACCAUCCCGUACCAGUUGGCGCAGUACUGGGACAAGGGGCUGCGGGAGCGCGCCGAGGAGCGCAAGGCCAAGGCCGCCAUUGCUGCGACCGCCCGACGCCGCGGUUACCCGGCGGCGGCAGCAGAGUCAGCAGAGGGCGCUCUGCCGGGGCCGGAGGUGGAGGCGGUGGCGGGCCACGUUCCGCGGGACCUGCGCGCCACAGCCAAGCGCACCCCUGCCGUCAAGUCGUGGUUGCGGGUACUUGAGGAGCCCGUGAGGCAGUUUGUGCUUGAGCAGCGGCGUGUAGCUGCAGCUGUUGUGGGUGACGCGGUGAGGGAGGUUGAGGAUGGGGACCGGAGUGACGAGACGGAUCCUGAUGACGAGGAGAUUGUCUUUGUAGGGCGCAACGGGCUGCGCACAAGGGACGGUAAGCCGGUGUCGUCCUCCUCGUCGUCCUCCGUAGCGGGGAAGAGACCCCUUGCCGCUGUGCGGAGGAUGGAGGAGGAGGAGAAGAAGAAGACCAAUUUGAAGGGCUUGGUCCAGGAGGAGGAAAAGGGUCUGAUUUUGGAUACACUUGGGGAUGAUGCCGGUGGAGCGUUCAAGCGCUGGCUUACCCACUCCAUCUCGGACUACUACGGCCUCGACUCCAAGUCGGUUACGGUUGGCAACCCGGCGCGGCGGGUCGUCUAUGUGCGGGUCAAGCAAGCGCAGAUGCAGAAGUCGAAGCAGAAGCAGAAGCAGAUGGAGCAAAACCUGCCAAGUCGGCUUGUCCUGCCGCCCCCGUUAUGGGAGAUGUUCUGA
Molecule: messenger RNA, 1338 nt
Organism: Canariomyces notabilis
Lineage: Eukaryota; Fungi; Ascomycota; Sordariomycetes; Sordariales; Chaetomiaceae
Exons: 3
Coding region: 1-1338 (445 amino acids)
Molecular function (GO): nucleic acid binding
Source: RefSeq, a predicted model, not a curated record